Molecule: messenger RNA, 1648 nt
Organism: Aspergillus welwitschiae
Lineage: Eukaryota; Fungi; Ascomycota; Eurotiomycetes; Eurotiales; Aspergillaceae
Exons: 4
Coding region: 164-1558 (464 amino acids)
Source: RefSeq, a predicted model, not a curated record
CGCGGUUCUCAUCGCCAUAUCCGGCGAAUCUCAACGACUUCCAUUGGCGACCACGAGUCGAUCGUUCAUUCCCCUCGCCCAUUCAUCUCUGCUCGCGGUCCCUGUGUGCAUUUCUACUCAAUUGGCUUACUGAGUAUUCAAAAAAUUGACACAUAUUGCUACAAUGGCCGCUACUAGAACGUCCACCCGUCAAGCUGCUCAGAAGGCAAAGGAAGCCAUUGCGGCUGCUCCUGAUGUCAAGAGCCGAGGUCCUGCUGGCGCGAAGCGCAAGGAAACCACCGACAAGGGUCCGGCACCGAAGAAAGGGAAAAAGGAGGAUGACAAGGUAAAGCCCGAGAAGGAUCAGCAGCCCGCAACAGAGGACGAAGUGAAGACCACAGAAGAACGUGCGGAGGAGCCGGAAAAACCUGAGUCAAAGCCAGAGGAAGCGCCUGAGAAGCCUGCGGAGAAGGAAGAACCGCAGAAGACGGACGAAGAGCCCGCAGCGGCGCCAUCUGAGCCCGCCGACAAAGCCGAGGAUAAACAAAAGCCGAAUGAGCCCGAGGAGAAGCCAGAGCAGAAUGUAGAGCAGAAGCCGGAGAAAAAGAGUGAGGAGAAGCGCGAUGCAGAGCCAGACACCAAGCCAGAGGAGAAAUCCGAGGAGAAACCCGGUCCUGCUGCUGACGGCGCCGAAGCCGGCGUCAAGACGUCACAGGAGCGGGAGGAGAAGGUCGCAUCAAAUGUACUCGAAAAGGGAAUUGUCUAUUUCUUCUACCGACCGCGCGUAAAUGUGACAGACCCGCAAAGCGUUAGCGAUGUUGCCCGCAGCUUCCUGGUGCUGAGACCAACACCCAUUGGCGCCACAUUGAACCAACAGCAGGGCUCUGUGGAGCCUGGCGCAAAGUGCCGGCUACUGAUGCUGCCCAAGAAGAAGUUUCCCACCUCUGGCAAAGAACGGGACAUGGGAUUCGUCGAAAAGGCCGGACACAGUAUGAAGUCGCUCCAAGAGAGCUUCAUCGCUGGCGAUACGUACGAAACGUCUACCCGUGGCGAACGAACUGUUCCCGAAGCCAGACCGUUUGCCGAGGGCGUCUACGCGAUCACAUCUACAACUCGGGCGUCUCACUUGGCUUAUAUUUUGACCAUUCCGGAGACUAUUGGAUCUAUUCAGGAAGACUUUGGUUUGCAUUCUCGGGGCAGCUGGGUUAUACAGUCGAAGAAUCCCAAAUACCCUGGCCCAUCCUAUGCUCAAAUUCAAAAGGACCCCGAGUAUCCUGAAAGUAUACGCGAGAAGUUCGGCGACUACCGUUGGGUCCCGUUGCAGCCAGAGUUCAUUGACUACCCCAACGCGCAGUUCCUGAUGAUUGGCGAGGCCACCGACGACUUGGGCAAGGCCGCGACAGCCGAAGAGGGCGGUAAGCAGGCCCACGAAGCACAGCCCGGAGAAGAAUUGGAGAAGCUGGGGCAGGAGAAUGAAGAGCGGAUUGAAGCUCUACGGGGCGACGACACCAUCUAUGAAGAUCUGGGAUUGGAUGCGAAGAACUAUCCCAAAGUGCCGACGACCUGGAACAGCGAAUGAAAAGCUACGAAGUCUUGACGAACGCAAACCAAGUAUGCCUACCAGGAUAUGAUAGAUGAAAUGAAAUGACAUGACUCGGGUUUGAGUAGC